Molecule: messenger RNA, 1976 nt
Organism: Momordica charantia (bitter melon)
Lineage: Eukaryota; Viridiplantae; Streptophyta; Magnoliopsida; Cucurbitales; Cucurbitaceae
Source: RefSeq, a predicted model, not a curated record
AGUCCAAUAGCGCACGUUUUGUUGUUGAGGCAGUUUCUUCUUCUUACCUGUCUCUUUAUAAGGCCAACUUGGGAGUGCAACUUUGAUCAGUAACCAAAUUUAGAUGGCUUCAAAAUAUGGUAAUGUUGUCUUCUGUUUUAGAUUGGUGCUUCUUCUUGUGUUUGUAUUUGCAGAGGCUGCGCCCAACACACCAAGCAAAUCCAUUAAAGCUAUCAAGCGAAGAAGCUUCCCGAAAGGCUUCGUUUUUGGCACAGCAUCUUCGUCUUAUCAGUAUGAAGGUGCUGCUUUUGAGCAUGGAAAAGGACCAAAUAUUUGGGAUAACUAUACUCAUCAAUACCCAGAGAGAAUUGUCGAUCACAGUAAUGGAGACAUAGCUGUUGAUUCAUACCACCGCUACAAGGAAGACAUUGCCAUUAUGAAACAAACAGGUUUGGAUGCUUACAGAUUCUCAAUCUCAUGGGCUAGAAUUUUACCAAAAGGAAAUCUUAGUGGUGGUGUAAACAAAGAAGGAAUUGAGUACUACAACAACCUCAUCAAUGAGUUGCUUGCAAAUGGCAUCCAACCUUACGUUACACUUUUCCAUUGGGAUGUUCCCCAGGCCUUACAAGAUCAAUAUCAAGGCUUCAUGGGUCGUCAAAUUGUGAAUGAUUUUCGGGACUAUGCGGAGCUUUGCUUCAAGGAGUAUGGAGACCGAGUCAAACACUGGAUCACCUUAAAUGAGCAAGUCACCUUCGCCCUACAAGGUUACGUAAUAGGAAAAAAUGCACCAGGAAGAUGUUCAAAAUGGUUCAAUUCUAAUUGUAUUGGCGGUGAUGCUGGCACUGAACCAUAUAUUGUUGGUCAUAACUUAAUUCUUGCCCAUGCUAAUGCUGUCAAAGUUUACAAGACGAGAUAUCAGAAAGAACAAAAGGGUGAGAUUGGCAUCACAUUGGUGUCCGCUUGGUUUGUCCCAUAUUCAGAUACUCGGGCAGACAAAGAAGCUGCAAGUCGAGUUCUUGAUUUUUCUUAUGGUUGGUUUUUGCAUCCGCUCGUGUACGGAGAUUAUCCACCCGUCAUGAGAAGCCAUGUAAAGGAUAGAUUGCCCAAAUUCACAAAGGAAGAAACUAUUUUGACCACGGGAUCGUAUGAUUUUCUUGGAAUCAACUACUACACAGCUAAUUAUGCAAUAGACACUUCCAAUUCUACCCCACCUGGUCUUCCACCGCACUACCUAAUUGAUAUUGCUGCAAAUGUUACAACUGAUCGUGAUGGCAUCUCAAUUGGUCGAAAGGUGAAUGAUUCAUCUUGGCUUGCAGCUUAUCCACAAGGAUUGAGAGAAGUAUUGUUAUACACAAAAAAUAACUAUAAAAAUCCAAUUAUCUACGUCACAGAAAAUGGAUGGCUUGACUAUGAUAGUUCUGAUCAUGUGGAAGAACUAAUUCAUGAUAAUGGAAGAGUCAAAUACUUUCAUGAUCAUCUCCUUUCUCUUCGCGAAGCAAUCAAGGCUGGUGUGAGGGUAAAAGGAUAUUUUGCAUGGUCGUUGUUGGACAACUUUGAAUGGGCAGAUGGAUAUAGCAUGCGCUUUGGUCUCGUCUACAUUGAUUUCAAAAACAACUUGAAGAGAAUUCCAAAGCUCUCACUCAAAUGGUUCCAAAAUUUCCUCAAGAACUGAUGGUAUAUCCAAUUAUAUUGACCAAGACUUGGAGAUUUCUUAUGGGGGAAGGAUAGUCUAUGGGUUUCUCUAAUAUCAGAUGGCCCACCCGAAGAACAGACACUUCACAAAGCUUUGGCGCCAACUUCUCUCUGCGACGCUUCCCUCUGGCUAACGCCGUCCUGCAUCGAUAAGUAUUUGAAUUUUAUGUUUUUAGUUAAUUUUUGCAACAAUUUUUUUUAAUACCACUGUGGACCACUUGCUCAACUCCAAUCAACUCCAAGGAAUUCUUUGGGACAACUUUCACCCAAAAUGUUAGUUUUUCCAUUUUUAUUCGGUUAUUUUA